UUCUUGUGCUCUGAUACUACUUAUUACCGGCCAGUUUUUCUUUACAGCUCGCAGAUGGUACUGAAAGUUUAUGGUCCAGUUAGGGCAGCCUGCCCCCAGAGGGUGAUGGUUUGCCUUUUGGAGCUAGGGGUUGAGUUUGAGAUUGUGCCUGUUGAUCUUCAAGCAGGAGAGCAAAAGCAACCUCACAUUCUUGCUCGACAGCCAUUUGGGCAAGUUCCAGCAAUCGAAGAUGGCGAUUUCAAGCUUUUUGAAUCUAGAGCUAUCGUAAGAUACUAUGCGGCUAAGUAUGCAGAGCGUGGUCCUAACCUGCUAGGAACAACACUGGAGGAGAAGGCACUGGUGGAUCAAUGGCUCGAAGUCGAAUCACACAACUUCAACGACUUGGUUUUCACUGUGGUACUUCAACUUGUGAUCCUUCCCAGCAUGGGCCAACCUGGCGACUUGGCCUUGGUGCGCUCUUGUGAAGAAAAACUGAAAAAGGUAUUCGAUGUGUAUGAGGAGAGACUGUCCAAGAGCACCUAUCUGGCCGGAAACUACUUCAGUUUGGCUGAUCUGAGCCAUCUUCCGGCGAUUCGGUUUCUGGUUGACGAGUUCAAAAUGGGACAUUUGAUCACGGAGAGGAAGAAUGUGAAUGCUUGGUGGAAAGAUAUUUCCAAUAGGCCUGCAUGGAAGAAACUUAUGAAGCUUGCUCAAUACUAGUCAGCUAGCUAGAGCUACUACUGCUCGAUCACCAUGGUCAUAUCACACCCUGCAUGCAUCUGUGACAGAGAAAACAAACCAUGAGUGUAACAAUCAAUUCAGAACAUAAAUGACUGCCUAGGAUCAUGUCUUUUGCGAGUCUCUUCAUAUUUGAAGAAGAAGAUUGAAUAAGGAUUUUUCAUAAUUUUUCUUCUUUCUGUACUUUGCUUUGAUCAAUAAUUAAUUACUUUGAGAUGAAAU
Messenger RNA from Fragaria vesca subsp. vesca, 939 nucleotides. RefSeq names its product glutathione S-transferase F11-like. Lineage: Eukaryota; Viridiplantae; Streptophyta; Magnoliopsida; Rosales; Rosaceae. The transcript has 3 exons. The record is from RefSeq and is a predicted model, not a curated record. Gene Ontology annotation, cellular component: cytoplasm. Bases 55 to 699 code for a protein of 214 amino acids. Gene Ontology annotation, molecular function: glutathione binding; glutathione transferase activity.